CCCUUAACACAGCAGCUGCUCUGCCACCAGCGAACACCAGACUCCACUAUGGCCUAUCAGGCGGAGAUAACGCAGCCUGGCGGGUACAGACCAGCUACUCCUAUGGCAACUCAACGCCUGGAGCUCAGGGACGUGCAACUGCUUCGCGGACAAUGGGCGUGUGUCUCUGCGGUACCUUUGUGCCCUGCAUCCUGGCCUGCCAGGUGUCCCAGGACUUCGGCGAGUCCUGCUUCCUGCCCUGCCUGCCCUGCACCUUGCUGGCCCUGCGCACGGGGGUGCGGGAACGGUACCACAUUGAGGGCAGUAUCUGCGACGAUUGGCUGGUCAUGGCGUGCUGUGGACCCUGCGGCCUUUGCCAGCUGUCCCGGGAGCUGUCCCACCGGAAGUGAGGGGCUGGAGAUCCCGGCUUCAGCUAGGGGGGCUCUGAACCGUCUCUGCAGCAGGAAGAAAAUCUGCCCCUUCCCCGUCCGGGGAGGAGAACAGGGACAGCGGAGCGGGAGCCCCUGCCCCAAAGCCCCUAAAUAAAUAACCCCACAAACUC
Molecule: messenger RNA, 541 nt
Organism: Chelonoidis abingdonii (Abingdon island giant tortoise)
Lineage: Eukaryota; Metazoa; Chordata; Testudines; Testudinidae
Source: RefSeq, a predicted model, not a curated record